CAGGUGAGGGCGGCGUGCCGUGGGCACAGCUCCCCGCUUAUUGUUGUAACUUUUCGGGGUGGGGUUUUCUGUUGCUGCUCUGUGCGCACAACCCUCCUCUCAUCCGGUAUUUAUUGUUUUUCGGACCAGACUCGCUUUCUCCCCUUCCCCCGCCUCUCCCCAGGGAACUGUCGGCGCGGAGCGGGGAGGGGAGGCGCGGCGGCCGCCUCGCUGUGGGGGCGAUGCCCCCGCCUGCCUUGGCGCCUCCCCGUGCCGGCCCCGCCGCCUUCCCUUUGUGCCACCGGGCCCGGCGCGACGCCUGUCCCGGGAGCCGGCGCCCCGCGGCUCCCCGCGGAGGGAGGUAAGGGAGGCUGCCGCCCCGCUUCCCGGCAGCCAUGCGGACCAUGAGACCGCAGCUCGCCUCCCUCCUCCUGCUCGGCAUGGCCUUGGCCCAGCGGCAAGUGACUGUGCAGGAAGGGCCCCUUUACCGCACGGAGGGUUCCCACGUCACGCUGUGGUGCAAGGUGAGCGGCUACCAGGGCCCGUCGGAGCAGAACUUCCAGUGGUCCAUCUACCUGCCCUCGGCCCCCGAGCGGGAGGUGCAGAUCGUCAGCACCGUCGACCCGUCCUUCCCCUAUGCCAUCUACACACAGCGAGUGCGCAGCCGCGGGAUCUACGUGGAGAGGGUACAGGGGGACGCCGUCCUGCUGCACAUCACUGACCUGCAGGACCGGGAUGCUGGCGAGUACGAGUGCCACACACCCAACACUGACGAGAGGUACUUUGGGAGCUACAGCGCCAAGAUGAACCUUGUGGUGAUUCCCGACUCGCUGCGAGUGACAGCGGUCUCACAGACACUGAACAAAGUUGAGCAUGACUCCCUGGAGCUGAAGUGUGAGGUGUCUAAGAGCACAGCCCAGCACAGCCACAUCUCCAUUGCCUGGUACCGGCAGCGCAGCAGCGAGGUGCCUGUUGAGGUCAUCUCCCUUAGCCGUGACUUCGUCCUGCGGGCUGGCAGUGCCUAUGCCCAGCGGCAUGCUACAGGGGACAUUCGCUUGGACAAAGUUGGGGAGACCACCUCAAAGCUCACCAUCUACAACCUCCAUCCUUCGGAUCAGGGCGAGUUUUACUGUGAGGCAGCAGAGUGGAUCCAGGACCCUGACAGGUCUUGGUAUGCCAUGACCCGCAAGCGUUCCCAGGGUGCCAUCGUCAACGUGCAAGCCACCGAUAAGGAGUUCAGUGUCCGGCUGGAGACAGAGAAGCGGACAUACAUCGUGGGUGAGCCGGUGGAGUUUCGGUGCAUCCUGGAGGCGCAGAAUGUCCCUGACCGCUACUUCUCCAUCUCCUGGGCUUUCAACAGCUCCCUCAUUGCCAGCCUGGGACCCAACGCUGUGCCAGUGCUCAACAAUGAGUUUGCCCAGCGCGAGGCCCUGGGCCAGCUCAAGGUAGCCAAAGAAAGUGACAGUGUUUUCGUGCUGAAGAUCUACCGCCUCCGCCUUGAGGACAGUGGCAAGUACAAUUGCCGGGUCACCGAGCGGGAGAAGACCGUCACAGGGGACUUCAUCGACAAGGAGAGCAAGCGGCCAAAGAACAUCCCCAUCACCGUCCUGCCGCUCAAGACCAGCAUCUCCUUGGAGAUUAUCAACAACGCCAGCAAUGUCUUGGAGGGGGAGAGCCUGCGCUUUGGCUGCAAUGUGCGCUCGGGCUUUGGGCCCCAAAGCCGCCUGUCUGUUGCCUGGCACCUGGUGGACAAGCUGAACCGGCGCAGUGAAAUCGUGCGUCUGGAUCGGGAGGGCACGCUGCAGCCAGGCCCCUCGUACACCGAGCGCAGCAGCUAUGGGGGCAUCCAAGUGGAGCAGGUCCGGCCUGGCUCCUUCACGCUGGAGAUCUUCAACAGCAUCAAGGCGGACGAGGGCCACUAUGAGUGCCGGGUGAUGGAGUGGACACGGACUCUGGAUGGGGAGUGGCAGAUGGUUGGGGAGCGGCACACAGGCACCCCGGUAUCCAUCACUGCUCUGGAGGCCGGCUUUGCUGUCACAGCCAUCUCCCGCACCCCUGGUGUGACCUACAAUGAAUCUUUCGACCUCCAGUGCAUCAUCAAGCCCCACUACCCGUCGUGGGUACCGGUGUCUGUGACGUGGCGCUUCCAGCCUGCGGGCAGCACCGAGUUUCAUGACCUGGUCACCUUCACUCGUGACGGCGGGGUCCAGUGGGGUGAUGGGUACGUUGGUUUCCGGACCCGCACUGCCAUCGAGAAAGCCGAGUCCAGCAACAACGUGCGCUUGAGCAUCAGCAGGGCGAGCGACACAGAAGCCGGCAAGUACCAGUGUGUGGCUGAGCUCUGGAGGAAGAACUACAACAGCAGCUGGACGCGGCUGGCAGACAGAACCUCCAACCUGCUGGAAAUCAGGGUCCUGCGGCCAGUGACCAAGCUGCAGGUGAGCAAGUCAAAGCGGAGCAUCACUCUGGUGGAGAACCGUCCCAUCCCACUCAACUGCUCAGUGAAGUCCCAGACCAGCCCUGACUCACACUUUGCUGUGCUGUGGUAUGUCCACAAGCCCUCCGACGCUGAUGGCAAGCUCAUCCUGAAGACCACCCAUAGCUCAACCUUUGAGUAUGGCACCUAUGCAGAGGAGGAGGGGCUGCGGGGCCGGCUGCAGUUCGAGCGCUCAGCAUCAGGAGGGCUCUUCAGCCUGACAGUGCAGCGAGCAGAGGUCCGAGACAGCGGCAGCUACUACUGCCACGUGGAGGAGUGGCUGCUCAGCCCCAACCAUGCCUGGUACAAGCUGGCAGAGGAGGUGUCAGGGCGGACAGAGGUCACCGUCAAGCAGCCAGAUAACCGCCUGCAGGUGAACCAGACCCACAAGAACAUCACAGUGCUGGAGAACCAGUGGGUGACCCUGGAGUGCGUGGUCAGCAACCGGACCAGCCCCUCAUCCCAGCUCUCAGUUGAGUGGUACGUGUGGCGGCCAGGCCACCCGGAGAAGGAGGUGGUGGCCCGGCUGAGCCGGCAGAGCAUCCUGCGCUACGGGGACCUGGUGGCACUGGGCAACCUGCGGAGCCGGCUGCACCUGGAGAGCCCGUCCCCAGGUGUCUACCUCCUCUCCAUCCAAAAUGCCACCGUGCAGGACAGCGGAGCCUAUGACUGCCGUGUGGAGGAGUGGCUCCUUGACCCCAGCGACCGCUGGUACAAGCGGGCAGAGGACCUCUCUGGACUCAUCACUCUUACUGUCAAGCAGCCAGAUCCCACCUUGCAGGUGGAAACAGCUACUGCUAACCUCACGGUGCAGGAGAAGGAGUCCUUCCCACUGGACUGCAGUAUCCUGUCCCGCUCCAGCCCAGAGUCCCAUUUCGCAGUGACAUGGUACAACAUGCAGGCUAAAGAGGCUGGUGGCCAGACAGAGGAGGACGAGGAGCAGGAGAGGGAAGCAGUGCUGACCGUGGGCCCUGAUGCCAUCUUCAGCACUGAGGCCAGUCGCUGGGAGGGGCGCCUGCGCUUCCAGAGGCUCUCGGCAGUGCUUUUCCGGCUGACAGUGCUGCAAGCCAGCGGAGCCGACACGGGGAACUACUCGUGCCGUGUGGAGGAAUGGCUGGCCAACCCCAGCGGCGUGUGGUACCGGCUGGCAGAGGAAGAGUCGAGCACGGUUGCUGUUCAUGUGCAGGAUGCAGGCUCCAGCCUGCAGUCUGUCAUCUGCUCCAACGACGCACUCUUCUACUUUGUGUUCUUCUACCCCUUCCCCAUCUUUGGCAUCUUGAUCAUCACCAUCCUCCUGGUGCGGUUCAAGAGCCGGAACUCUAGCAAGAACUCUGAGGGCAAGAAUGGGGUCCCCUUGCUGUGGAUCAAAGAGCCUCACCUUAACUACUCUCCCACCUGCCUAGAGCCACCAGUCCUCAGUAUCCACCCAGGAACCAUGGAUUAAACAGGCAGAGGCACCCAGGGGGACAGGCAGAGAGAGAAGCAGAGACACACCAGGAACCCUAAGGAACAGAGUGGGUUUUGUUGUUGUUUCAUUUGUUUCAGUGUCUGUGCUCUGACGUGGCGGCUGAGUUCUGUGGAGCACCCAGCCAGCAGGGACAGGAAGGUCCGAGGCUUCUUCCAGCACCAGUGGAGAACAUACCACCUCAUCCUGAUGGACUGAGUGUUGCUGCUCUUGAUGUACAUAGCAGAUGUUCCUCUCGGAUUAAUUUUGUUCCCAUCAGUUGCUGUCUUUUUGGCCGUAACUAUUUUGUCAUUUCUUUUUUGGUCACUGAAAGAACUGUAGGCUUCCCCUGCCUUCCACACAGCGAGGAGUUCCAAGGGGGCAUUUGGUCCUGGGACGAUCUCUUUGGAAGUAAAUGUUUAUGUUUUCUAAGACAGCCUGCUUUUCCUUCUCAGACUUGGUGCCACAGUGAAGAAGGUCUUUUCCCAAGGUGUGCUGAGCUAGCUCCUCUUUCUAAAAUAGAUAAAGCCAGGUCCACCUAUGGAGGGGUUAGCUGAGCUAUCAAGAUGUCUAUCUCAAAGACUGGCUGUAGUCUCAGUAUCUUGUUGCCUCCAUCUACUGUUCUCUCAGGAGGGAGCAGUUCACCUUCUGCAGUGUUUCCAUGCCUUGGAGAGACUGAAUAUUGAGCACAUUAGUGGUCAGGACAAAAGCAAUUUAGUUUGUCCCCAGGAACUGAAGAGAGGGAUGGAAGGAGGACACCUGAAAGCUCUGACUUUGUUGGUAGCAAAGAAGGUCCUUGUACAGUCCAGCUUACCAGAGUUGUGCUCCUCCCUGGUGUCCAUGCUGCAACCUCUGAUGAGGCGGGUCCCCUCUGUGCCCCAGUCGCCUGGGGACGAGUGGCUGGAUCCAGUCUCUGAAGACUUCAAUAUGACCAAAGUAAUGACUCUAGGAAGGGGAAAGGAAAAGCUCCACUGGUUGGGUUCACAGCCCCUGGAUGGCUCCAGCCAAGGAGCCCAGCUGCAGCCAUGCUGUGCAGCGGGGACAUGCAAUUAACCACCGUGUGUCAUGAGUUUCCCUGUGGCUUGCACUGCUUUCUGGUGUGAGCUUGGACAGGGCAAGGAGCCUGCACCACACUGGCACCCUGGGGGCUUCCUUGUCCCCUUGAGCUGAGAGAAAUCUUCCCUGUGUGUGCACCUGCAUCUGCCAUUUUGAGUUUCUGGGGCUUGAGAAGGAGAAACCAUUUCUCCAUCAGCUCCCCAUCCUGGCAGUCAUCUGCUCUUGUAGGCAGUCGCUGUGGCAGGAAAUGCUGUUCUUUCUGUGAAAGAUAUGGCUGUCAUGAACCAAACCAGGGCUCUCGCCACGUGGGGCACCUGAGCUCCCAUGUACCACUUAAUGCCAAGUACCCCUGCCCUGUCCUGUGGGGGAAUCCGCCUCCUCCCUUAUACGCCCUAAGUGUUAGUCUGGCGGAAGAAGAAGUUUGCCAAAAAUGGCCUUUUGUUGUCUUCCUCGAUGUCUUCCUGGCAAAUCCAGCCAUUUGUAUUUUGCAGCAUGGCUGAAGCCAACCGGGAUGGAUGGGCACAGCCACAAGACUCCCUACACCUCACGUGUGAGAGGUGCCAUACCCACAGCCGUUGUCCUCUUCAGGAGUGUUGGACUGCUGUUUCUGAAGAGAUGAGGACCUCAGCAGAUGCUCUGUAGCACUAGUUGGUUAGACCCUGAUGCCUUGAUGUUUCAGAGGUGGUGAAGCCUCAGGUGGAAGAUCUGCGAUGCAUAUCCUCUCAUCCAACUGGGAGAGGACCCAUGUGGCCGUAGACUCUUCCAUGCGAGGGCGUUUGAAGUCAGACACCUCUGCUCUUCCACUAGAACAACAUUGGUUUCUUCUUCCACUGGGAAGCCCAGAUUUCACUCAUCCUUCUGCAAAGUUUGCCUCCUCAAGAUGUAACUGCUUACUGACCCCAGCAUAUGCAUAGUAUCACACUCCUAUAUAUAUAGACACACGUAUCACACACCUGCACUCUUGCCUUCCCUUUCUGGUUAUGACAUCUGCAAAGAGAGGAGUGGGAUGAGAAGUGAAUGGAAAUGAAGAACCAAGGAGCGAACAGCAGCAGCUGAAGACAGUGGGUAUUGUUUUGUAAAUGUAGUGUCUCCUGUACCUACUGCUCCAGGGCAGGAACUGCAAUUCACUUCAGCUUUAAAGGAAGGAAGAAGAAAAAAUGAAGUCAGCAGGAGCUGUUCUUCCCUGGGAGAGCACUGUGCUGCAUCCGAGCCAUGCUCCUCAUCAGCCUGUCUGUCCUGGAGCAGGGCUCUCCUGGAGAGCUCUCCAUGGCCCUAUGCCACUGGCUGGAUUGGGUCCCUUCCCAGCCCUGAGGUUCCUGCACUGAGCCCAGGCUUUCCUGGGCUUCCAGGUGGUCCCUGAAUGUACCUUGCCGGUGGCAUUUCUCCAUUGCUCUGGCAGAUGCUGCCCAGUCUCAAACUUGUUUUUAUAAGGCAGACUCUUCCUGUAAUGAGUUUUAACAUGAAGCUUUUCAAACCACUCUCUCUGCUGUAACUUCCUGUAACAAAGCCAAGAAGAAAGAGAGAUCCUCUAUCCAUGCAUGAUGUGGAAGAAUAUUUGGGAUUUUUUUUAAAAAAACAGACGUUUAACAAAAACUUUGUACUAUGUUGCACUAAAACAUGUUUUAUACAACACACCGGAGAGCUGUAGUAAACUGUGUUGAAAUUGUGAA
Molecule: messenger RNA, 6625 nt
Organism: Melopsittacus undulatus (budgerigar)
Lineage: Eukaryota; Metazoa; Chordata; Aves; Psittaciformes; Psittaculidae
Product: immunoglobulin superfamily member 3
Exons: 10
Coding region: 375-3899 (1174 amino acids)
Cellular component (GO): membrane
Source: RefSeq, a predicted model, not a curated record